AUGGAGAAUAUGUCUGGCUGUGAUUGUCUGCACGUACAAAGAGCCUGUACUUUUCCACAUUAUCGCGAAACUAAGAGUUACCCCCAGUUGAUCACCGGCUUUACAACGCUCAUUCGUUGGUUUGGAUCAAGGACAAGUUUGUAUACUGUGGACGAUGCAAAAAUUAACAUCUCUCCAUAUAUUUUUGUUGAAGGAGGCAAACUCAUGAAAGAUGGAUUCCCAAAAUCUCAUCCUUCCAUCAGCCGAAUACACACCACAUUUUCGAACAAUUACCCUGUUUCUCUUUGGAUAGAGGCCAAACGGACUAAAGAAUCCGGCGAGUAUUUGCUACCUUCUCCCCAUUUGUCAAAUUCUUACCAAGCACCUGGAUCGCGGUGA
Molecule: messenger RNA, 378 nt
Organism: Plenodomus lingam JN3
Lineage: Eukaryota; Fungi; Ascomycota; Dothideomycetes; Pleosporales; Leptosphaeriaceae
Source: RefSeq, a predicted model, not a curated record